UUUCCAAUGGCUACAAAUAUUCUACAAAAUUGUGUGUAAUAAAGUGAAAUAAUCUUAGCAAAAUGAAGAUUAUUGUGCUUUGCGUCUGUGUUUUAGGAUUUGCUUUAUCCGACUUAGUUGGAAAUAAAACAAUAAGACAAAGUGCAGAGGAAGCAGAGGGUGCAUUAAGGGAAAAAUUGGAGACUUGUAUGACAGAAAAUAAUGUAACUUUCGAUGCUUGGUCCGAAGCGGUACAAAUAUUGAUUAACGUGCAUAAAAAACCUGAAAAUGUAGAAAAGUCACGAAAACUAGGUUGCAUCCUAGCUUGUUAUUUAAAAAAACAGGAUUUGAUGGAAGAUUCAAAGAAUGAGCAGAAAGCUUAUGCAAUAAUAGAUAUAAUAUCUAUUGGUCAUCCUCGCAAUGCCGAAGCACAAAGGAUUGCACGUAAUUGCAUAAAAGAAGUAAAAAAUAUUACAGAAGAAUGUGAAAAGUGCUUCUCUCUAUUUACUUGUACUGUAAAAGCUAUACAUAACUUGAUACUUGAAGGACAUGAAAGACCAGAAAUUGAUGAAAAUGAAGAAACAGAACAAACUAUUUGA
Molecule: messenger RNA, 578 nt
Organism: Camponotus floridanus (Florida carpenter ant)
Lineage: Eukaryota; Metazoa; Arthropoda; Insecta; Hymenoptera; Formicidae
Product: pheromone-binding protein Gp-9
Exons: 5
Coding region: 63-578 (171 amino acids)
Biological process (GO): social behavior
Molecular function (GO): odorant binding
Source: RefSeq, a predicted model, not a curated record